This is a messenger RNA of Hansenula anomala, 723 nucleotides long. Its product is annotated as glutathione S-transferase. The annotation marks the transcript as partial. The record is from RefSeq and is a predicted model, not a curated record. NCBI's taxonomy places the organism in Eukaryota, Fungi, Ascomycota, Saccharomycetes, Phaffomycetales, Wickerhamomycetaceae. The transcript has a single exon.
UUAGAAAGAUCAAGAGCUCAUAGAAUCGUUUGGUUAUUGGAAGAAUUGAACCUUGAUUAUGACAUUAAAUUAUAUCACAGAACCGAAAGUCAAAGAGCACCAGAAGAACUAAAGAAAAUCUUCCCAUUAGGUAAAAGUCCAAUUAUUGAAGUUGAUCAUCAUAAUGGUAAAGAAUCAAAGAAGCUUGCUGAAAGUGGUCAUAUCACCAACUACUUGAUUAAACACUUCGAUACAAACAAGAAAUUGACUGCAAAUACAGAGGAUGAUGAAGAAUCCGUUGAUUAUUUCGUCAAUUUUUCAGAAGGUACUUUAGGUGCUCAUUUGACUUAUUUAAUUGUUCAUCAAGUUGGUGCUAGUAAGGCUCCUUUCUUUGUCAGACCAGUGAUUAAUGCCUUUGUUAACAAAAUGGACACAUUUUAUGGUAUUUCUGAAGUCAAAUUAUGUAUUGAUUUCAUGGAAGAUAUUUUAGCAAAACAAGCAAAAAUAAACCCAGAAGAACUCUAUUUUGUGGGUGAUCAUUUGACUGGUGCAGAUGUCAUGCUUUUCUUCAACAUUCAAACACUUUUGGAUGGUAAAAGAUUAGGUGAUGCUAUUGAUACUGCUGAUUAUCCAAAUAUGAAUAAAUUUUUAGCUCAAGUUAAAAACAGACCAGCAUACAUCAAAGCCGAAGAAAAAAUUCAAACUGUUGGUAAAAACCAGUUUGCCAAAGAUCCUAUUAGCUAA